CAGUACAUCAGGGAUCAUCUGUUGGGGUUUGUAUCAGACCCAUCAGCUGGAAGUGUCCUGGCAAAAGAAACUAGUGAAGUUCUGAAUGAUAUCUGCUCUGAUGGAGGCUCAGAGAAGAGAUAUCGCAAAUUCCACCAUCACCAGGGGUUGACCCCAUCGGAGAUCAUUUGGAAGCUGAAGAGCAAGAAUGUGAAUAUCUGCUCAAUGAUGCUUCUAUGGAAUCCAAAUCCUGCCGAUCCUCAGUUCUUCAGAGGGAUGUUCUACAUCUGGUUUCAGGCCUUUAUUGCAUAUGGCUGGCUGAAUGAAAUUGCAGAGGAUAUGCUGGUACUAGUCUCCAUUGGCUGUUUGGUUUGGGGAUCUGCUGGUGACUUCAUAUCAAAGAAUGUGAUGUGCAUGACUUUCAAGGAGGGCCAGAUCCUAGAGAACAUGCAGACUACUAAAGACCCA
This is a messenger RNA of Darwinula stevensoni, 447 nucleotides long. The record is from the annotation of a GenBank genome assembly. NCBI's taxonomy places the organism in Eukaryota, Metazoa, Arthropoda, Ostracoda, Podocopida, Darwinulidae.